AUGGUCACAGGGGAAAUGAAGCCAAAAAAAAAAGUUGUCGGUGGAAUAAGCACAAAUAUUGCAAAAUACCCAUUUACAAUAUCAUUACGAAGUAAAGAGGAUCAUAUGUGUGGUGGAAUACUAAUUAAAGAAGAUUGGAUUUUAACAGCUGCGCACUGUUUAAUGAUGGCCUCCGAAUGCUACAUGAAGCUGAGAAAAGCUAUAUUUUAUCAGGCACUUGCAGGUACUACAUUUUCUGAUGAUAAAACGAAAGUUGGCCAAAUAAAACAAUGCAUUUAUUUCUAUACACAUCCUGAAUAUGAUCCAGAAACUCUUAUGAACGAUAUAGGCUUGGUCCAAAUAGAGAGUCCUUUCCGAACAGGAGAAAAUGUACAAGUCGCAAAAAUAUCCAACUAUUACGAGAAGUAUGCUGGUGAUGAUGUGCCUGAAAAUACUAAUGAAAUUGUACAGUAG
Molecule: messenger RNA, 453 nt
Organism: Ctenocephalides felis (cat flea)
Lineage: Eukaryota; Metazoa; Arthropoda; Insecta; Siphonaptera; Pulicidae
Product: trypsin-like
Exons: 4
Coding region: 1-453 (150 amino acids)
Biological process (GO): proteolysis
Molecular function (GO): serine-type endopeptidase activity
Source: RefSeq, a predicted model, not a curated record